UGCAAGAACUGUUAGCCCAUUACGCGAGUAAUUCAUGUCGAAAUUUUAUUUGGGUAAAUUUUGAUAAUUAAUGUAGCACCCGAGAUUGAUUCCGCUGCAAUUGUGUGAACAAUAUGAUUAGGCAAAACGUAUAGGGUAGGGUGUUACAGUUUGGUAUCAGAGCCCGGUUCCCUCUUUUUGCUGUUAUGGCGUACUAUACCCUAUGGGAGGUUAAACACUCCUAAGGAGGGGAGUACCCCAUAAUGACUUAAACUGGGAAUUGAGUUUGACAUGAUUAUGUGUAUGGGUAUAUUGGAUGAAAUUACCUGCAUCAUGGUUUUCAAAAUUGAGUUUUGAACUUAUUUGUUUUCAAGUAUUUAUUUUGGGAAAAUUUUUGUUUUAACCAAGUGAGAGAUUUGGUGAGGAAUGAAUUUUGUGUGGAUCAAUCUAAGGCCAAUAUUUCCUUGUAGCUCGCACGGAAGUUGUGAAAAUGUUCCUACUGACCAGUCGAGAGGAGUGGGGGCGGUUGAUGCAAGACCGCCAGUAUUAGAUUAUGCAAAGAUGAAGAGUUUGGGUGGUAGGGACUUUAAAGGAGAUGUGAGUCCGGAUGCUGUGGUAGAGUGGUUGAGGGAGAUGGAAGAUGUGUUUGAAUAUCUUUAUGCGACCCCAGAGGAAAAAGUACAAUAUGUUGUUUUUCUCCUAAAGGGGUACGCGAGGAGCUGGUGGUCUUCAGUCUCUAGAGUUAAUGGUGAACGAGUUCAGUUCACCUGGGAGGAGUUCCUGAAGGCCUUUAAGACAGAGUUUCUUCCCGAAGCUUUUAUCAGGGCAAAGAACAAUGAAUUUGCCAACCUUAAGCAGGAGAAUAUGACAGUUACUGAGUACACCAUCAAGUUUGUUCGACUGCUUUACUUUGAGGAUGGGUUGGCGGAUACUGAGCAAAAGAAGAAGAUGAGAUACUUGCAUGGUCUGCGCAUAGGAUUGAAAGAAAAGAUCCACAGGGUUGAUGAAGAGAGCAUGGCCACAAUCAAGGAGGCUGCACUUAAGUAUGAAGCCUAUGAAGUUGAGAGCCGAGAGGAACACAAGGCUAAAGAAGAGGAGAAGAAGAGGAAGUUUGGAGUAAAUUAUGCUGGACCUCGUUACCCACCCAGGAGAGGUCCUAGCAGUUUUGGGAGAACACCAAGUCAAUCUAUGUCGGGAACAUCAUACAGGGCACCAAUAUCCUCAGCCACACAAUUUCCAUUUUGUCAAGUUUGUCAGAAGAGGCAUAUUGGAGAGUGUAGGAGAUUUUCUGGUGUAUGCUUUCACUGUGGCCAACCUGGGCACAUCAUGAGGGAUUGCCCGCAUGCGAGAGAAGUAAGAGCUACACAGUCCGAGCCUUCAGUGCAAUUUAGUAGAGCCCCAUUCAGGGGUGGUUACCAGGGAGGCCGUAGUGGAUUUCAGAGUGGUCGUGGUGGUUCACAGGGUGGUAGAGGUGGUGGUCGAAAUCAGCCAUCAGGAAGUGGUACGCAGGGUACCAGAGCACAGGGAGCACCGAGGGUUUAUGCAAUGACUCGAGGUGAGGCAGAAGUGGCACCAGAAGUUGUGACUGGUAUGCUUUCUAUCCUUGGCAAGCAAUUAUAUGCUUUGAUCGAUACUGGUUCCUCUCACUCAUUCAUGUCAUAUACGUUUGCACAUAUGCUACGUUUAGUUCCAGAUAAGCUAGGCUAUACCUUAUGUGUUAAAACACCUGUGGGAGAUACCUUGAAGGUAGACUCAGUUAUUAGAAGUUCCUUCAUUUGUGUGGAAGGAGCUUUCCUAGCAGCAGAUUUAAUUCUGCUACCUUUUGAUGAAUUCGAUGUCAUCCUUGGAAUGGACUUUCUGGCAACACAUGGAGCUGUUGUGGAUUGUCAAAAGAAAGAAGUGUUAUUCAGCACACCAGAUAAAGGUCCUGUUGUAUUCCGAGGCAUUAAGAAAAAGGAGACUCAUGGUUUUCUUUCUGCCUUGGAAGCUUUUCGAUUAGUGAAGGAAGGUUGUGAAGCCUUUCUUGCUCAAGUUACUAUAGUAAAUGAUAAGAAGGUUGAGGAUGUAGAGGUGGUAAGGGAAUUUCCUGAUGUAUUCCCCGAAGAACUUCCCGGCCUUCCACCAGAAAGGGAAGUAGAGUUUGAUAUUGAAUUGGUACCUGGCACAACACCAAUUUCAAUGGCACCAUAUAGAAUGGCACCAAUUGAGCUGAAGGAGCUUAAAGAACAAUUGCAAGAAUUGUUAGACAAGGGGUUUAUUCGACCUAGCAUCUCACCUUGGGGUGCACCGGUUUUGUUUGUCAAGAAGAAAGAUGGUUCCAUGAGAAUGUGCAUUGACUACCGGAGGUUGAAUAAGGCGACAGUGAAGAAUCGUUAUCCCCUUCCAAGAAUAGAUGAUUUGUUUGAUCAAUUGCAGGGUGCAUCAGUCUUUUCUAAGAUUGAUUUGAGAUCUGGAUACCAUCAAUUGAAAGUGGCAGAUGGAGCAACCUCAAAGACAGCUUUUAGAACAAGAUAUGGGCAUUAUGAGUUCCUGGUAAUGCCUUUUGGACUCACUAAUGCACCAGCGGUAUUUAUGGCUCUUAUGAACAGAGUUUUCCAUGAAUAUCUUGAUAAGUUUGUGAUUGUGUUCAUAGAUGAUAUUCUCAUCUAUUCUAAAAGCGAGGAGGAGCACAAAACUCACCUUAGAAUUGUGUUGCAAAUUCUAAGGGAGAAACAAUUAUAUGCAAAAUUCUCAAAAUGUGAGUUUUGGCUGAAGGAGGUAAUAUUUCUGGGACAUGUAAUUUCUGGAAGAGGUGUCGAGGUGGAUCCGAAAAAGGUGGAAGCAGUGGUGAGUUGGACUCCACCAAAAGAUGUGUCGGAGUUGAGAAGUUUUCUUGGCAUGGCUGGUUAUUAUCGGCGGUUUGUCGAUGGAUUUUCUAAAAUUGCUGUACCAUUGACUAAACUGUUGAGGAAGAAUACUAAGUAUGUUUGGGAUGAAUCAUGUCAAAAGAGUUUUGAUGAACUGAAAAAGAGAUUGACCACAGCACCAGUACUUGCACUACCUUCAAGUCAGGGAGAGUUUGUGGUGUAUAGUGAUGCCUCGUAUCAAGGAUUGGGCUGUGUGUUAAUGCAAGAUGGAAGAGUUAUCGCAUAUGCCUCUAGGCAAUUGCGUCCUCAUGAAGUAAAUUAUCCCACUCAUGACUUAGAAUUGGCAGCGGUGGUAUUUGCUCUCAAGAUUUGGCGACAUUAUUUGUAUGGUGAGACUUUUAAAAUUCUAACUGAUCACAAAAGCUUGAAGUAUAUUAUGGAUCAGAAGGAUUUAAAUAGUCGCCAGAGGAGAUGGAUAGAGUUGUUGAAAGAUUAUGAUUGUACCAUUGAUUACCAUCCAGGUAAAGCUAAUGUAGUUGCUGAUGCUCUGAGCAGAAAGGGGAAGAAGAAUAUAAAUGAUCUGGUUGAUUUGAGGGCAAUGAAUGUUGAUUUGGAAGUGGAUGGUGUAACAGGGUUACUAGCUCGGUUGAACAUUCGACCUUUGUUGCACGACAAAAUUCGUGAGAAGCAGAAGGAGGACCCAGAGUUGGCAAAAAUCAUUCAAGACAUUGAGGAAGGAAAAGAAAGCCCAUUUGAAAUGGUAGAUGGCAUGUUGAAGAUUAAUGGAAGAGCAUGUGUUCCUAAUGUUGAUAACUUGAGGGAAGAGAUCCUAGAUGAAGCUCAUUCUUCUGCUUAUGCUAUGCACCCAGGAGCAACUAAAAUGUAUCACACGAUCAAACCAUAUUUUUGGUGGCGUGGGAUGAAAAAGGAAGCGGCUGAACAUGUUUUCACAUGUCUGGUAUGUCAGAAAGUUAAGGCAGAACAUCAAGCUCCUGUAGGGAAACUGCAACCACUUCCAAUUCCAGAAUGGAAGUGGGAAAGAAUCACAAUGGAUUUUGUAUAUGGUCUCCCAUCAUCAAGGGGAAAAGAUGCAGUAUGGGUUAUUGUGGACCGACUAACCAAAUCGGCUCACUUUUUACCCAUUAGGUGGAAACCAUCACUUGAGACUUUGUCUCAACUGUAUAUUAAGGAGAUCGUCAGAUUGCAUGGUGUGCCAAUUUCUAUUGUCUCUGAUCGAGACCCGAGCUUCACAUCUCGGUUUUGGCAAAGUUUACAUGAUGCCUUGGGAACUAAACUGCAUUUUACUUCAGCUUAUCAUCCUCAAACAGAUGGGCAGAGUGAACGAACCAUCCUUACCUUAGAAGAGUUACUUCGAUCAUGUGUAAUGCAAUGGGAGGAAUCAUGGAUUGACCAUUUGCCCUUGAUUGAGUUUGCUUACAACAAUCAGUACCAUAGUAGUUUGGGUGUUCCACCAUAUGAAGCACUUUAUGGGAGGAAAUGCAGAACACCAUUAUGUUGGGAUGUAGAAGGAGCAAGGCAAAUCUCAGGGCCAGAGAUAGUUCAGAUCACAGUUGACAAGGUCAAGGAAAUCAGGGAGCGUUUGAGGGUGGCUCAAGAUCAACAGAGAGUUUAUGUUGACACGAAUAGGCGUGAAGUUAAUUUCGAGGUGGGUGAGAAAGUAUUUCUCAAAGUUUCACCCUGGAAAGGCGUAAUGAGAUUUGGUAAGAAAGGGAAACUUGCACCUCGGUAUAUUGGACCUUAUGAAAUCAUAGAGAAGAUUGGACCAGUGGCAUAUAAACUAGCAUUGCCUCCAGAACUAUCUCAAAUCCACAAUGUAUUUCAUGUGAGUAUGCUGAAGAGGUACAAAGUGGAUCCUUCCCAUGUGAUACAACCAGAAGAGAUCGAGUUGGGUCCAGAUUUAACUUUUGAGGAGGUUCCAGUUGAGAUUGUUGAUUUUCAGAUUAAGACUCUUCGCAGGAAAGAAAUACCAAUGUUGAAAGUGGUUUGGAGAAAUCAAGAAAGUGAGAGUGCUACCUGGGAAACUGAAGCAAGUAUGCGAGAGAAGUACCCUGAGUUGGUAGCAACCUACUUUGCAGGUUAACAAUCUUGCCUAAUAAGACAUGUUUUGAACUUGCUGAUGUGCUUUUGUUGUGAUAGCCCAGUAUAGGUUUUUGAAACCUAAACAUGGGAACUUGAGGUGUUAGGUGUUACUUUCUAUGUUAUGAAUCUCCUAACCUAAGAGGUAGGUAAGGGUUUAUCUACGAUAGACCAUGUUAAGGGUUAGUAAGGGGAGUUAGAGUACGACUCAAGGUUAGAUUUCGGGGACGAAAUCUUUUAAGGAGGGGAGAAUUGUAACAUCCCGUUCCGGCAAAAUCCAUAUUUCAAUCGCUAGAAAGUUCGCGAUUUAAAAUCGAGCGUUUUAACAGUAUUUCGACGAAAAUCGGAUUAUCGAUCGAUCGGAUUAGUAUACGUAUUAAUUAUAUAUUAUGUAUAUAAUAAUAAAAAGAAAAUUUAAAA
Linum trigynum is the source of this 5342-nucleotide messenger RNA. The record is from the annotation of a GenBank genome assembly. NCBI's taxonomy places the organism in Eukaryota, Viridiplantae, Streptophyta, Magnoliopsida, Malpighiales, Linaceae.